AUGGAUGGUUUUUCAAAUAUAGAAAAAAUCGGUGAAGGAACGUAUGGCGUAGUAUAUAAGGCAACCGAUAAUGAAACAGGAAAACUAGUCGCCUUGAAAAAAAUCCGUUUAGAAAAUGAGACUGAAGGAGUUCCCUCUACUGCUAUGAGGGAAAUAUCUAUUUUAAAAGAACUCAAACAUGACUGUGUUGUAGAAUUAUUCGAUGUGAUUCCUGUUUCCAAAAGACUGUAUUUAGUUUUUGAAUUUUUGGAUAUGGAUUUAAAAAGACUUAUAGAUUCAUCUUCAACACCGUUUCCACCUGGAUUAGUUAAAAGUUAUAUGUUUCAGUUAUUGCAAGGUUUGGCGUUUUGUCAUUCAAGAAGAGUAUUGCAUCGUGAUCUUAAACCACAAAACAUAUUAAUUAAUAGUUCUGGACAUAUCAAAUUGGCUGAUUUUGGCCUGUGUAGAGCUUUCGGAAUGCCUAUUCGGUCAUAUACGCAUGAGGUGAUAACAUUAUGGUAUCGUGCACCAGAAAUACUUUUAGGAACAAAAUUCUAUACUACUUCAAUUGAUGUAUGGUCUCUAGGAUGCAUAUUUGCAGAAAUGAUGAUCAGAAAGCCAUAUUUCCCAGGUGAUAGUGAAAUUGAUCAACUCUUUCGAAUAUUUCGAUUGUUAGGUACUCCAGAGGAAAAAGACUGGCCUGGUAUCAAAGAUUUGCCUGAUUAUAAAGCUAUGUUUCCAAAAUGGAAUCCACAGCCUACUAAUGCUAUUAUAAAGGAAAAACAUCCAGGCGCAGAAAAUUUAUUAUCGCUCAUGUUGAAAUAUGAUCCAAUAAAAAGAAUUUCUGCAAGAGCAGCUUUAGCACACAAAUAUUUUAAUGAUGUUAAGUUGGAAAUACCAAUUCUACCUGAACCUCCCAAAUGUUCAGUUGAUGAAAAUGAGUAUUCUAAUGAAAAGAGUAACUGGUGAGCUAAUAAAUACUUUGUGCUUCAACAAUUUGUACUUACAAGAGAUUGAAGUAAGUUUAACACACUAUAUUAAUUCGACUUUUAAUUUAUUUUUGUAGAUUUAAAGUACUUUUUUUCUUUAAUUGUGCAAUUUGUUUAAUUUAUUGAUUUUUGUAUUAUAAUUAAGUGUUUUA
Molecule: messenger RNA, 1120 nt
Organism: Ctenocephalides felis (cat flea)
Lineage: Eukaryota; Metazoa; Arthropoda; Insecta; Siphonaptera; Pulicidae
Product: cyclin-dependent kinase 2-like
Exons: 3
Coding region: 1-948 (315 amino acids)
Biological process (GO): regulation of G2/M transition of mitotic cell cycle; G1/S transition of mitotic cell cycle; protein phosphorylation
Cellular component (GO): nucleus; cyclin-dependent protein kinase holoenzyme complex; cytoplasm
Molecular function (GO): cyclin binding; ATP binding; cyclin-dependent protein serine/threonine kinase activity
Source: RefSeq, a predicted model, not a curated record